AUGUACGGGAGGCAAGGACACACUCGCAGGUACAAAAAGGUACGCUACGUCAGGCGUCGAUCUCCGUGCUUCCUCAUCAAAGUCGCAGCAGGGCUCGACUGACCAGGUCUUCCAUCAUCAAAUACUUUUGCCCAGCCACCGCAAGACUUGGUUCUGACACCGUCACAACUCGAGUCAAGUUCAACGUCUGACCACGAUGGUGGACUUUCUGGGCAUCGUGAUUGCUGCCGCUCUCGUGUUCAAGGAUGCACAAGCCCUUCCCAGCUAUAUCGAGGACAUGUUCCCUCAGUCGACAAUGCUGGCGAUGAGGUCGCCCAGUGGGGUAGGUGCGAGCACAGAGAUUGAAGCAGGACUCCGUUCGGUAAGUCAAAUUUCUCUUCCCCCUUCAUCCCCUUAAUAGGCUGACGACACUCGAUUUCUCCACCUUAAGCUUAUGUCCGCAGAGGGUCACAUACCUGCUAGCAAAGGCUUACGGCGCACCGACAAGUUCAAAGAUCUGCACUAUCUCAAGCAAGAGAGCAAAAAGGGUCGCAACGUCGCAAGUCUAAGAGAAGGAGCAAGAGGCGCAGAGGUGUCUGGCGAAGAGCAGUCGAGCGACCCAUUGGGCAUCGUUCGACCUUUUCGCCCAGAGAGUCAUGAGUACGAUUCGGGAGGGAGUCGAACCACAGCUCAGAUCGCUGGUAGGUCUGUGUGAAACGUUGUUUAGAGCUUGUUCAGCACAGCGCUGAAGGGAUGACAUGGGCUUCCUGUCGCAGGCAGUCACUAG
This is a messenger RNA of Ceraceosorus bombacis, 766 nucleotides long. NCBI's taxonomy places the organism in Eukaryota, Fungi, Basidiomycota, Exobasidiomycetes, Ceraceosorales, Ceraceosoraceae. The record is from the annotation of a GenBank genome assembly.